Fonsecaea erecta is the source of this 1425-nucleotide messenger RNA. RefSeq lists its product as hypothetical. The transcript has a single exon. The record is from RefSeq and is a predicted model, not a curated record. Lineage: Eukaryota; Fungi; Ascomycota; Eurotiomycetes; Chaetothyriales; Herpotrichiellaceae. Bases 1 to 1425 code for a protein of 474 amino acids.
AUGCAGCUGUAUCUUCUCAGCCAAGUCCCCGAGGAGGGCGGACAAGAAGGCUCCAUCGAGAUCGAUGGGUUGCGUUGGAAACUGACUGCCCACGACUUAGACACCCUUGACGCUGAAGACAUACGGUUCAUUUGCGUCUCGUACACUUGGGGCGAAAGGCGAUUAUCCAGCCCCUUCCACCCGUCGUACGAUAUUUCCGACCGCACCAUACCCGCCCUCAACGCCGUGGUUGGAUACCGCCCGUCCUGCACACGCAUCUGGAUCGACGCGUUCUGCGUGCCUGUUGGCGAUACCACGACGACGACACCCGAGAGGGCCCACACGCUGGAGAGCAUGGGGUACAUCUACUCGCGGGCGGAGGAGGUCGUCGUGGUGCUGUCGGCGGCCGCCCGCCCCGUGCUCGAGCAUAUGAGCACGUCCGACCGCCUCGUCGACCCGGUGCAUCUCGACGUCCUGGAGCGGGAGGAAUGGGUGUCGCGCGCGUGGACGUACCAGGAGGCCGCGAACAGCAAGGUCCUCUCCAUCACCUGCGAGGAGUCUCAGGGGUCCAUCCUCGUCCCCGGCAGUCAUUUCCUGAACUGUCUAGGCUACACGCUGACGCGCCUUGACGGCUCGAUCCCCGCGGGCGACAGGAGGCAGCGCUACCCGCGACUCGACGCAUUCGAGGACCUGAUCGCCGAGCACCUGCUGGCCGGGUACACGGAGCGCGCGGCGCUGCAGGUCAUGGCGAACAUGGACCGGCGCACACAGCACCGCCAGGAAGAUCAUUUCUACGCCAUGAUGGGCGCCAUCAGCACCGAGCGCCCCAGCUCCUUGUUGCCCCCUGUCCGACAGGAUCCCUGCGAGGCGUUCAUGGCCCUGUGUGAGCGCAAGGGCGACUACUCGUUCAUGUACUCGGCCGCGCCGCGGGACCAUGACACGUCGAAGCGCUGGCGUCCCGUGGCUGGAGAUCAUCUCCCGGCCAUCUUACCCUGGCACUGCUACGGUGAGGGCCAGCCAGGCUAUGAGGAGGGGGGAUCCUUGUAUCUGGAGCUGAUGAUGUCGCUGGGGAUCUCGUCCGUCAAUGAGAGUGCCAAAGAGUGUGUGCGGGCGUGGCUCGCCGCCAGUAAAUUCGUCGUGUCCGUGGCAUCGGGAGGAGAAUCCCUCCCGGAAUCAGCAUACGCCGCGCUGCGAGCCAUGGGCUUUACUGGAAGUCCCGCGUGCGUGACCACGUCGCACGGAUUCUUCUUCCCCUGGGAGCGCAUCUCCUCUGGCCACGAAAUCACGGUCCUGGUCGCGACGGCUGUGCGAUGGAGCUUUGGCGCGCCGGGCCUCGCUCGCUGCGGCGGCGGCGACGGCGGUGGACAUGGAGAAGAAACAUAUAUACCCGGGGUGUUUUUCGGUCGCGUCGACAAUGCAGCUGCCGUCUCGGUCAGAGUUUCCUGA